Messenger RNA from Carcharodon carcharias (great white shark), 4488 nucleotides. RefSeq names its product MON1 secretory trafficking family member A (gene mon1a). The transcript has 6 exons. Bases 311 to 1945 code for a protein of 544 amino acids. The record is from RefSeq and is a predicted model, not a curated record. Gene Ontology annotation, biological process: vesicle-mediated transport; protein targeting to vacuole. Lineage: Eukaryota; Metazoa; Chordata; Chondrichthyes; Lamniformes; Lamnidae.
UGCAAGGGGUAGGUUUCCGAGAGGCAUGGGGCGUCCUUCUGGACCCUGGGCACAUCGCAAAGGAGAUACAGGGACACGCAGACACGCACAGACACGCUGCAGGGGAAAGGGAGAUAAGAGAACCCAAAACGAAACAGCGAGGAACUGGAGGGAAAGCAACCACAGCGCCAGAGAAAAAUAGCCAGCAGCAUUUCUAUCUAUCUCCAUAUAAAACUCAGCCCUUCCUGUCAGAACCUGCAAAAGAAAAAGGCUUGAAGAUUAAGCAGCUGCUGUCCUUUUGCUUGUCUACAGUCACCCAAGGAAUGAGAAUAUGGAGGCUGAUGUUCACAACAGCAAAGUACCUUGGGAGGUCAAUGGUUCCUUGGCCCCAGCUGAACCUCAGGUCAGCAACAGGUCGGACAGUCCCACUCCCGGCCUAGUGGAAGGCACAGAGCCUGGUGCUGGGCAAGAGAGUGCAAUGUUUGUCCACACGAGAUCAUAUGAAGACCUAACUGCAGCCGAUGACGUGAAGCGGUGUCCUGACUGCGUGGACCAGGCCGACACAGAGCAAUCCCAAAUCGAAGAGAUCAGCAAAGAUUUCAACGAGCUGAGCACACAGCUGACCGGCGUCGCGAUGGACUUGAACAAGGAGAUGAGAGACAGUGAAGCAGAGGGAGAGGGGCCGUCCGGGAGGUCACACAGAGAGUCGGUGCUCUCCGAGAAGGAGGAGGACGUAACAGCCGAGUCCUGGAGGCAGCACCAGAAGCACAUCUUUGUCUUCAGCGAUGCCGGGAAGCCCAUUUAUUCCCGCUACGGGACGGAGGAAGCUCUUUCCUCCAUAAUGGGGGUGAUGGUCGCGCUUGUGUCCUUCAUUGAGGCAAGCAAGAAUGUGAUCAAAUCCAUCCAUGCAGAGGGUUACAAGGUGGUUUUUAUUCGGCGAAGCCCCCUGGUCCUCGUGGCUGUCGCUCGUACCCGCCAAUCGGAACAGGAGGUGGCGAAAGAACUUCUGUACGUUUACUACCAGAUUAUUAGCCUGCUGACUUUAACCCAGCUCAACAGAAUCUUCGAGCAGAAAAAGAACUAUGAUCUUCGCCGGCUGCUCUUGGGGUCUGAGCGGAUGACAGAUCACCUCCUCAAUCUAAUGGAGAAAGAUCCCAGCUUCUUAAUGUGCGCAGUGAGAUGCCUGCCCUUGCCCUCUUCCGUGAGAGACACAAUUAGCAGCAGCCUCCAGCAGGCCAAAGGCAAAAGUCUUGUCUUCUCUAUCCUGGUUGCCCAGAACCAACUAGUCACGCUGGUGAGGAAAAAAGACCAAUUUCUGCAUCCCGUCGACCUCCAUCUUCUCUUCAACCUCAUCAGUGCGUCCACCUCCUUCCGGGACGGAGAGGCUUGGACCCCCAUCUGUCUGCCCAAGUUCAACUCCAGCGGUUUCUUUCAUGCCCACAUCUCCUACCUUGAUCAAGCAAGCAGCCUGUGUUUGCUCCUCAUCUCCACCGACCGGGAGCACUUCUUCACCAUCUCAAACUGCAAAACCAAAUUCCUGGAACGCAUGAAGAGACGGAAUACCUUGCAGACGUUGUUGGAAGAGUUACGGACACCAUCUUAUAGCGUUUCUCAAGUGGGCAUACAAGACUUGCGGCACUUCAUUUAUAAAUCAAAAAGCUCGGGUCUUUUCACCAGCCCAGAAGUUGAAGCUCCUUACUUAACCGAGGAAGAACAGGAAAGGCUACUGGAAUUGUAUCAGUACCUGUAUAGUCGCAUCCACAACUCUGCAAGACCUCUGAAGUACAUGUACUAUGCAGGAGACAGGGAGAACCUAUUGGCAUGGGUUACAAGUGGAUUUGAGCUCUACAUGUGUUUUAGUCCAUUGGGAACCAAAGCUACUGCAGUAGGUGCCAUUAGCAAACUCAUGAAGUGGAUCAGGAAAGAAGAAGACAGACUCUUCAUCCUCAACCCAGGGACGUACUGACAGGGUGGCUGUGGUCAACUGUCUCCCUCACUACCUACCAAAAACACAAACUGACAAACUAGUGAGAACUGAUGCGUGGGUGGACUGAAAGCUUAAUGAUCACUAAUGUUUGUCACAGAGCUUUUAAAUUAAAGGUAAGAUGUUAGCCAUUUAUAGAAAAAAACCCCACUAUUUCUAUUACAAAUACUUUACAGCAAUUAGCUGUCACCAUCGGUAAGAAUUUGUCUCUUCCCCCCUCUUCACCCAUCCCCGACUUUCCUCCACCUUAGCCAGCCCUGAAGCCUCGAGCGAGGCUCACUGGUUUAUCGAGGUUUAUAGUGAACAAUCUCAUAGGAUCCGCCGCACUGAUACAAAAUGGUUCCCGCUCCAAGUUGCUCCGGGGUGCCUGGGAGAAGGGAAUGUUCCCAAUCCUGGUGGAAACCUAGUGGACCAAUGCGCUUCAGCAAGUACGGCACCAGUGAACCCCGAGACUGAGAGUGAAGCCAAGGCUGUUGUCGGCUGUGACAGUGGGACAUGGGAAUGGGAGUAGGCCGUUUAACCCCAAAAGGCUGCCCUAUCAAAGGGCAGAGAUUUCUUUUUUGGGAGGGCCUUACUGCAAGUUUUAAACUAAACUGUGAGUUAUAUUAAAAACAGAAGCCUGAACUUUGACUUCACUCAGAAGAGAUCACUUGAGGUGGCUUAGAAUAUCUCAAAGUAAAUCUGCGUAAAGGCUAAUAGCUAAUAAAUCACCUGUUGCAAAGCAAUGUUAAAAAAAAUAUUGACAUAAGCAGCAAAAAGAGUAAAUUGCCUAAAUGUCAAUGCUUCUGGGAUUGUUGCAAUGUUUGGUGCAAAAUCUGUGAUAGAGGCAGAGGGAGUUUCUGUUGUUUAAAAUUGACAGUGUCCAGUAGGACCUGUGAUUCCUCCCAUAUGAUUUCCAUCUAUACUGUAGUCCAGCCAAUAACUCUGCCUAAUAGGUAAUGCAGCUAAGGUUUGAUCUAUGGUGGCAAAAACAACUUGCACUCCUAUCGCCCCUCUAAUGUCAUUAAACAAUCCCAUGGUGCUUCCAAGUGUUAUCAAACAUGAUUUGACACCAGACCACAGAAGGGGAUACUCUGACAGAUCAAAGAGGUAGGUUUUAAGGAGCACCUUGAAAGGAGGUGGGAGAGGUGGGACGCCGGAGCGGUUCAGGGAAGGAAUUCCGGAGCUGAGGGCCUCAGCCGCUGAAGGCACGGCCGCCAAUGGCGGAGCGAUUAAAUUUGGCGACGCUCAAGAUGCCAGAUUGGAGGAACGCAGAGACCUCAGAGGGUUGUGGAGCUGCAGGAGAUGAUAAAAGGGAGGGAGGGGUGAGGCCUUGGAAGGAAUCAAAAGCAAGGGUGAGAAUUUUAAAGAGUCAGCCGCAACAAGAUAUUUAUUUUACGCUGACUGAACGCUUAAACUCUGUUCUGCCUCUGUGACAUUUCCAGGGACAUUCAGCAGUGCUUUCAGGAUAGUGUUGCCUGAUGUUGCCUGUUUUCCCGCAGAAACCUCAAAUGAGUAGCAAUACCCUGGAAGUGGUGAACGGAACAUGCGAUUAGGGAAGAGCAACAUGGCUUUAACAAAUUCUUCAAGUGCUUAAGCAUUAUAGUUUCAAAAUGUGACCCAUUAGAAUUUGAAAGGUUUGCAGUUAGUAAUUUACUUUAAUGGCAGCUUGGUCUCAGAAAAGCUAUAGAAUUGAGCUUUUUGUGUGUUAUUUUUAGAACGGUGUUCUGUGCAUCCCUGACUUCCAGUGAAAUGUUGGUCCAGUGCUUGUUGCGAAAGAAAGCCUCAAUAUUGCACCCUGCUGGAAGAGUAGCACACUGCAGAAAUAAUCCUUUAUUGGAGUCAGCCAUCGGCUUUGACCUGAGUGAGAGACUUUGCAUUCUGCUUCUCUAAAACCAAACACUGGAAGAGGAGGAACUGUUGGAACAAUAAAACAUAUAGGUCGCCUGUAAUAACAACAUCAUGCAUUUAUAUAGCGCCUUUAGUGCAGAAAAACAUCCCUAGACGCUUCCCAGGAGUACUAUGAGGCAAAAGUAUGAUGCUAAGCCAUGUAAUGAAAUAUUAGGUCACAUGGCCAAAAGAGGCAGGCUUUAAGGAGCAUCUUAGAGGAGGAAAGAGAGGUGGAAAGAUUUAUGGAGGGAAUUCCAGAGCUUGGGGCUUAGGGAGCUGAAGGCAUGGUCACCAGUGGUGGAGCGAUUAAACUCAGGGAUGCACAAGAGGCCAGCGUUAGAGGAGCGCAGAUAUCUCAGUAAUUCUAAAUUCAUUCAAUGUAAAUAGGUGUACAGUUUUGUUUCACAUAGUGAAUGGAGAAAAUCUUCCCCAGUGGCACUGUUGCUGAAAGUGGUGUUUAUCUUUAUUUUUAUAUCAUGCUGUUUGCCAACUCAGGAUGGACUGAUCAUGUUAAAAACUUGUUGCAAGCUUUCUCUAGAAUAAUUUCUCCAAACGGGAUUAGCUCUUGUACAUUCUGUCUCUCGCCUCUCUCUUUCUCGAUCUCUCUCUCUCUCUCUAUUGGCCUCUCUCUCGAUCUCUCUCUUUCUCAGUCUCUC